Molecule: messenger RNA, 5361 nt
Organism: Oryzias latipes (Japanese medaka)
Lineage: Eukaryota; Metazoa; Chordata; Actinopteri; Beloniformes; Adrianichthyidae
Source: RefSeq, a predicted model, not a curated record
UUUUGUAUUAAAUCCUUUUUUGGUUUGUUUUUUAGGAGUGAGUGGGUCCGUCAAAUCAAUUCAAUAGAGAUGGUUUGGCUGACCCCUGCUGGUACAAAUACAAACAGGUACAGUACUGAACGCAGUAGAAGAAGCAGCUGGGGUGGAGCAGGAAGUUGGGUGGAGUGAGGAGGACAGCAUAGCAGAGAAUGGCUCUUGGUCAGGACAUUUCUUUUCAACCUCUCACUUUUAUUCAGUGAAUAGAGGGAAUUAAUUUGCACGGGUAAAAGGGAAAGAGGUAAAGUAACUAUAGCCAUCACACAGGGGGACUUAGUUCAUUCAAUUGUUAUUCACACAAUAGAAGAAUUUGUGUUUUUCAAACCUUUAUCCCCUUUUUUUCUGCGAACAAAUCGCUCUUCUCAGAACGGAGUUUGUGUUCCACGCCGUAUCCCAGCAACCGUGGGAUGUACCAUUUUGAGGUUAUUUCCUAAAAGCAGACACCAACUGAUCCCUCCAUCUUCCGUUAACACACUGCUGGUUGAAAAAGUUUACUACCAACAUUUGUUGUCUGGACGGCGAAGACGCAAAAAAUCAGGAGAUGGAGAACUUUGUCCUAUAUGAAGAGCUUGGAAAAGGCCGUAACUCUUUUGUCUAUAAAGGAAGAAGGAAGGGGCAUCUCAACUUUGUAGCCAUCGUCUGCACACACAAAAACAAAAAAUUGGAAAUUUCUAACCAUGUCAGACUCAGCUAUCAUCUGGAUCAUCCAAAUAUAGUACGCUACUAUGAGUGGUAUGAAACAUGCAGUCAUCUAUGGUUGGUUGUGGAACUCUGUACAGGAGGCUCCCUUCAGGCCCUGGUUGCUCAGGAUGGAGGUCUGUCAGAGGAUGUGGUGAAACGGUUUGGUUGGGACUUGGUCAUGGGAUUAAAGCACAUUCAUGAGUCAGAAAUUAUUUUGUCUGACCUGACACCUGCCAAGAUCCUUUUAGAUGGAAGUGGCAUUCUAAAGUUGGGAAACUUUUGUCUGUCCAAGGCAAAAGGAGAGACACUGGAGGAGACAAUCUCCUUUCUUUCUGAUUCCGAGGAGACAGGAGAAGACAAAAGCCUGGGUGACUUUAACAGUAUGAGGAAACGAUUUCAAGGAAACUUAGCUUACAAAGCUCCAGAAAUUGUGCAGGGCUCAGAAACAAGUGUAAGCUCUGAUCUAUGGGCGCUUGGUUGUGUGCUCUACUAUAUGUACACAGGAAAUCCUCCUUUUUUCUCUGAGAGCAACACUGAGCUGGCGGAGAUGUUGUUGAACCAGGAGCUACCCCCUCCCAGGAAGACAUGCCCCCCCAGUCCUGACUUCCAGAGUCUUUUGAACGGUUUACUCACCAAAAAUCCAGAGAAGAGAAUGUCUUCAAGGUUUGGCUGGACAGAGCUGUUGGAUCAUGCUUUCUGGAAACAAUUAAAACAGGAGAACAACAAGGAAGAGGUCUCCUUCAAAAUGGGUCAUGCACCCAGCAGCUGCUCAUCCUUUUCGGAGUCAAAACCACCAAUUUCUUCCAAUACAAAUGCAUUAACCAGAACACCAUGUAACACAGACACACAUGAACAACAAUCUAUGGAACAAAUGUUCAGUGGACAACUAAGGAAUGACCAAGCUUUGCAAAAAACAAUAACAGUCAAGGACAGUCCAGACGAGUGGGAUAUAGACGCUGGAGAUGAUGACCCUGAGCCAACUGGUGUGGAGCAAAUGUGCCAAACAUUACAGCUGAAUAAAUCCUAUAAAUCAGAUAAUUCAAAGGAGCUGAGGCCAAAGAGUGGCGUGGAUGAUGACAGCACAGAAACCAUUUUCCUCCAUAGCUACAGUGCCACGACGAGAGGAAAUCCUAGCACCUCAGACUCUCCAAACAACAUUGGUUCAGCUGAGAUUUGCUCGAAGGCAGAUAUGGCAGACCGUGUGAGGAGUCUUCUAUACAAUGAAUCUGAUCUGACUGUUACUCCAAUCAUUGAUAAUCCUAAGAUUGUUAAGAGUGCUUCGGUACGAUUUGAUCCCAAAACCCUUUGUGUACCAGCCUAUUCAGUUGAAAAGUUGAUUUCUCUGAGUGAAGAAGAGUGGAGUGGCUUCCUGUUACAACUGUGUUCGUCUCUUGAGGAACAGCGUCCAUCCACUACACAACCUUCCUCUCAGUCCACAGCCAUUCGAUCCAAACUUAACCUGCUGUGUUACCUCUGCUGUGUGGCUGGACAUACUACAAUUGCUAACAAGCUAAUUAACUCAACACUGCUUCUAGUGUUGACCAAAGAGUUGCGAAAAGCACCUAACUGGGAUCUGCGAAGCAAAGUUCUUCGAUUAAUGGGUCUCCUAGCUCUGCACUGUAGUCAUCUAGAAGAGAGUAGCCAUAUUUGUGAGGCUGUGUCCAUGCUGGCAGACUUGCUGAGGGAAAAUCUCAAAAACAGCAAACUGAAGCAGUUCCUGAUUCCGCCACUUGGGGAGUUCCUCUACCUCAUCUGCUCCCAGGAGGAGAAGAGAGGAUCCCCAGAGGGACUGUGCUUCGUUCCCGCUGCCGCCUACACUGGCUUAAUGAGGAGCCUGCGGGAAGGGGUUGCACAAGCUAAGAUGGAGAUGGUGGAAGGAAGCUUUCAGACCGUUUCUUGCUGUGGCUGGAAACCAGUACAGGACGAUGCUGUCAAUCAUCAUAUGAUCGCAAAAGUCAUAGAGAACAUCUCAACAGUGGUGUCAGGCCCCUCUCAUCCUCUGGUGACCACAGAAAUGGGCGCCGCUCUGUGGUACCUUUUUACCCACUCUACCGUGGAGGCUGUAAGAGUCACCGCCAUCUCUUCUCUGUCUCGGUUAACCCGGGUGAAUCCAGCAGUCUUCUUGUCAGUGUUGGACACCUGUGGCCCUGCAGCUGUUAUGGAGGGCAUGGGUGGAACAGGGGCCAGGGUGCAGCAGCACCUGCUCACUGCUGUGGCCACUGUCCUACUUACCUCAACCACCCAGACCCGCCGCAUUUCACAGAACCAGGAUUUGGUCUUGAAGGUGCUGCGCUGUCUUGAGAGUCCAUCCACAGUGACAAGGGGAAAAGCUUUACUGUUACUACUGCUUCUAACACAGGACAACAAACAAACACUGCUUUACUGCUGUCAGAACAGACUUGUUCUGUACUUGGAGAGAGACCUGCGUAAAGCCAUUCCUGUCAGAAACAACCCCAGCCAGUCAGGGUACCUGUGCCAGUGCCUGGAUUUACUCAUCAUCCAUCUGAGCGCAGCUGCACAAGCAAUAAUGGACGACAACUUAAAUUUGUUGAGGGGCGUUGUUGGGAGGAGACACCCAUCCAAAGCUCAGAGUAAACAACUGAAACAGACUUUACCUACCAUGUGUGUAGUACUAGACCUUCUUUCCUCUCAGAUUUUUCGAGCUAAAAUUGUAACCAAAGACUUUCUGAUCCAAAUGGGAUUCAUGCUGAACUUUAUUACCACAGUGGAUUCCAAUGAACUUGAUUUGACCCUUUUUAUGGGUGCUACAAUAGCUGAGGAGCUUAUUAGAACAACUCUGUCCAUUGUGGAGGUUCUGAGUCAACACUAUGCUCUCAUCAGUACAUAUCAUUCUAUUGUUGUGCAAGAUCUUCUGCCGCCCCUAACAAGUUUGGCUUUCAGCAAAAAUGCGGAGUGGUCUGUGUUUGUGCUGAAGGUGCUGUCUGAACUCAGUUUGGUCCUGCUUGUUCAAGAUGAUGACCACACUAAGGAAAAAGAGGAAAGGACAAGGCAAAAGAAAGAGAUGGAAAAAACUGGAGAAAAUGCAGCUGAAGGCAGAGAGGAUGGAAAGCUGAGUGGUCAAAUCCUAUCCCUACUGUCUAAGUCUCUUCUUUUAAGGUACGAUAUUCUUCUCGCUGCAACUGAGCCUAUUCCUCUCUACGCACUCAAACUGCUGGUCUCAUUGACAGAACACAACGCUCAGAUCUGCAGGUUGAUCUCACAAGGGAGGAUUCUACCAAUGGUUUUCCAUCUGAUUAUGGCCAACAGUGUCACCAGUGGAAUAGUCCAGACUGGAAUUGUGUUGCUGUGUAAUCUCAGUGGAAACACCGUGUUUGACCAACAGCUGCAGUAUCAUGAAGGGCUUAUAAAAGUGGUGGUGAGCACCUUCUCAGAAAUAACGUCACUCUUCUUGGAUGGAGAGAGGCGUGCAGGGAGGAAGGUUAACCAUCUCUUGUUGCAAGCCUUCUUUGAGCUUCUUCACAACAUCCUGAAGCAAACAUCUGCUGUAGUCCGAGCUGCUCUGCAGAGCCAGAGGCUAUCUCAUCCAGCAGCAGAGACAGAGGCAGCAGAGAAACUGCUUGUAGCCAACCGACCCCUGAGUCAGCUCAGCACACUCCUCAUUCAGAUGCUGCCAACAGAAAAUCAAGAGGUGUGGGAGGAAUCUGUUCAGUGUCUGUCCUUACUUGUCCAGCUGUAUGCUGGGGAAGGUCACAACUGCUUGUCCCCUUCCGGUUUGCAAAGCUUGUCACAAAUGCUGCGAGUUCACAUGCAGGCGGAGACGCCAAGAAUGCAACGCACAGCUCUCAAGAUCAUUAAACGACUGAAUAGAUGGCUCAUAUACAUGGUGCCAGGGAUUAUGGUAGAGCUAAGCCUGUUUCUGGGAUUAGCAUUACCUGGACCAAAGUUUGUUGAGCUGGUAGAAAUGCAUUGGCUCUGCUGUCUCAUUCUAAAAUGAUUUUGCAGCACAUCUGUAAGGUAAGCACCCUCAUCAAGUUGCAUCACAGGAAGUCCCAUUCAAUAAAACCCAAUGUGCUUCUGCACUCAUGCUCUUCAUCCUCCAUGAAGUAGUAGUAAUCUUUUUUCUCCCACUCCUGUGUUCAGUUCUUCUCCUUUUAUUUUUACAUUCAUGGUAAUCUGAGGAGACUCUGCUAUCAGACACUGUCUGAACUUGUCUGUUGUGACUAUCCAUUGUUGGUCGCCUCUCCGUGUUCCUCUCCUGUGACGUUGUCUUCAGCUCUAUUGACGCGUGUUCAUUGUGUGGAGAUGGGGGAAUGGCGGGAGAAAGCAGCAACAGAGGAUGAAGGUGAAGGGGGAAGUACGAAAAGUGGGUGUGGGUCUGUGUGUACGUCCGUCAGUGCUAUGGAUGGAGAAUCGCGUGCGCACUUAUGAGGGAAGAAGGCAAAUGAACAGAGGAUUUUUGUCUCGUCCUAACCGCGUUUCUUAGCAACAACUAUGCUGUGUCGCCACAGAGACAGAGGUGAUGAUGUCAUGGGAGAUGAGACGGAGCACACACACUCUAAGCACACAAACAUUCAUCCACUCAGCCACACAGAUCUACACAAAAGUAUGAAAAUCGACCGACACAUACACAAUGCUAAUAAAAACAUCUGUAUAGACAGUUCCAUUUUAUUUAUUUAAUCCUGU